CCCACGUGUGUCCCCAGACACAUGAAUCACUGCUGAUGGCUUGGGACCUGGUUGCCGAGGGCUCCUGGGGACCCACCGGGGAGGGGGCAGUGCAGUCACGUCGCCUCUGAAGGAACACCUGCGGACAUAAAUAGACAGCCUGCCAAGGCGGUAGCACACAGCCGGCCCCGCAGCUCUGCACACGGCGCUGCACUGCGAGCGCCAGGAUGCCUGACUCUGUGCUGCCCGCCUGCUUCCUCAGCCUGCUGGCCUUUACCUCUGCUUGCUACUUCCAGAACUGCCCGAGGGGUGGCAAGAGGGCCAUGUCCGACUUGGAGCUGAGACAGUGCCUCCCCUGCGGCCCCGAGGGCAAAGGGCGCUGCUUCGGGCCCAGCAUCUGCUGCGGGGACGAGCUAGGCUGCUUCGUGGGCACAGCCGAGGCGCUGCGCUGCCAGGAGGAGAACUACCUGCCGUCGCCCUGCCAGUCGGGCCAGAAGCCCUGCGGGAGCCGGGGCCGAUGCGCUGCCGCCGGCAUCUGCUGCAACGAAGGGAGCUGCGUGAGCGCCCCAGAGUGCCGCGAGGGUUUUCGCCGCCACGCCAGAGCCAGCGACCGGAACAACGCCACGCAGCUGGACGGGCCCGCGGGGGCCCUGCUGCGGCUGCUGCAGCUGGCGGGGGCGCCCGAGCCCGCCGAGCCUGUUCAGCUCGCCAAGCCCGGCGCGGACUGAGCCGACCCCUCCCGCCGCCCCUGC
This is a messenger RNA of Sciurus carolinensis (gray squirrel), 731 nucleotides long. RefSeq names its product vasopressin-neurophysin 2-like. Gene Ontology annotation, cellular component: extracellular region; secretory granule. Bases 207 to 707 code for a protein of 166 amino acids. Gene Ontology annotation, molecular function: neurohypophyseal hormone activity. Lineage: Eukaryota; Metazoa; Chordata; Mammalia; Rodentia; Sciuridae. The record is from RefSeq and is a predicted model, not a curated record. The transcript is spliced from 3 exons.